Messenger RNA from Propithecus coquereli (Coquerel's sifaka), 1836 nucleotides. It is a transcript of the gene TMEM203, whose product is annotated as transmembrane protein 203. NCBI's taxonomy places the organism in Eukaryota, Metazoa, Chordata, Mammalia, Primates, Indriidae. The record is from RefSeq and is a predicted model, not a curated record. The transcript has a single exon. Gene Ontology annotation, biological process: intracellular calcium ion homeostasis. Gene Ontology annotation, cellular component: endoplasmic reticulum. Bases 253 to 663 code for a protein of 136 amino acids.
CGCCCUUGGGACGCGCCUGGCGGGGCAUGGCGUCCGUGCGCGGUAGGCGGACGCCGUCGGCCUGUGUUGGGUCUCGGGCCUGGGCCGGGGGAUCGGCGGCGCACCUGGGCCGAGGGCCGGGGCGGGCGGGGCCGCUCGCUGCCUCUCGCGCGGAGCGGCGGCAGCAGGCCCCGGCGAGGCCCGCGGGGAGAGGAGGCUCAGCCCCGCGGGAGGCACGAUCUGUUGGGCCCCGGCCCGCGCUCAACCGGCGCGAUGCUCUUCUCACUCCGGGAGCUGGUGCAGUGGCUGGGCUUCGCUACCUUCGAAAUAUUCGUACACCUGCUGGCCCUGUUGGUGUUCUCCGUGCUGCUUGCACUGCGUGUGGACGGCCUGGUCCCGGGCCUCUCCUGGUGGAACGUGUUCGUGCCCUUCUUUGCAGCUGACGGGCUCAGCACCUACUUCACCACGAUCGUGUCCGUGCGCCUCUUCCAGGAUGGAGAGAAAAGGCUGGCGGUGCUCCGCCUCUUCUGGGUCCUCACGGUCCUUAGCCUUAAGUUCGUCUUCGAGAUGCUGUUGUGCCAGAAACUGGUGGAGCAGACUCGGGAGCUCUGGUUCGGCCUGAUCACGUCUCCGGUCUUCAUUCUCCUGCAGUUGCUCAUGAUCCGCGCCUGUCGCGUCAACUAGCCUCUCCAAGGUGCCACAGAGAGAGAGUUGGACAGCUAGCGUGCUGGACCUCUCGCUGAGGCCCUACUUGCACUGCACCAGCAAAGAGGUCUUGAUCUGAAGGCAAUGCCUGCUUAUGCCCAGCUGAGUGCCCAGUUUCCUCUAUACUAAUCAUGUCUGAAAUUGUUUCCUCAGCAUGGCUAAAAAGAACCGCCUUAAUCCUCAAAACAUAUUUCCUGUUAUUUCAUGCUUUGAGUAGGCAAUCCUGAAUUGAGAUCCUGAGAAGGGCUCCCGGCCAGACAUUUCUGAACUCCUCUGACAUUUGGAAGCUGAAUAUGAGUAAAAUGUCCUGAUGGGCUUUGAGUAUUUUCGAUGGAUCUUGGGAAAGUACUCCCGUACAAAGGCUGCAAAUCUGGGCUUUUGAGGAUUUCCUCCAGCCCGCAGGGCUAACCUGAGAACUCACUGCUCCAUCCAUCCAGACCAGACUUGGUUAGUCAUCUUUGUUAGAUCUCAAAAGUGUAAAUGAGUUUGUAUCUGCUCCCCUGUGCUGUGGGAGAGAAUGGCCCAUGCUUCAUUUCAACCCAGUUAGAGAGAGAAGAAUGUUGAAUAAGAGCACCAUUAGGGCCCUAUCUGUCUGUCACCUGAGAAAAGAACUCAGCUGUCCAGAUGCGGCUUGGCUUCCUGUCUGAGCAAAGACUGCAACUUCACAGACUUUUUCACCACCUUGUUGCUGGCACUGUGAGCACACCUGAGACAGAUUUAGGUUUUCCUAAGGUGCUGAUGCUCAUGGCAUUGACGUCUACAAAUGGGAAGUUUGUGAGUGGCCCAGCUUUGUUGGCCUGAGGUCUGUGGUUUGAUGCCAGUCAGGUGCCAAAUGAGAACAUUUGCUGAGAUGAAAAUAAAAAUAAGAGAAUGUUUUCCUGAAAUGAACAGUGGUCACCUGUACCUCUCAAAGGUUAAAUAGUAUGAAUGCAUAGAUGGUCCUUACUGUAUGGUGUAACUGGUUGCAGAGUUGAGGUUGUAGGUGGACUGGAAGGUGUGGCCAGAGCUUAGUGGGUGGUAGUGGUGGAACCACUUCUGGAAAAUCCCUGCUUCCUGCUUUAGGUGGCAGGUAGCUUGCUUCCCUCCCCCCCACGCCUCCCAGUGUGAAGACAACAGUCUGGGCUCACGUUGAGGACCUGAAGAAUAGUUAGA